This is a messenger RNA of Alternaria alternata, 1477 nucleotides long. RefSeq lists its product as hypothetical. NCBI's taxonomy places the organism in Eukaryota, Fungi, Ascomycota, Dothideomycetes, Pleosporales, Pleosporaceae. The record is from RefSeq and is a predicted model, not a curated record. The transcript has 2 exons. Bases 323 to 1324 code for a protein of 333 amino acids.
GUCCAUGUUUGUGGACGGCACGUGUAGCGUCUCCAACAGGCACAUGGCUAAUCGUCCACCGGAUAAAAUCGCAAUAAUGCCGUUAGCAGCAAUGCGCCUACCGUCGGUGGCGUUAGACAUUGGAUGUAGGCGGCGAUAGGAUAUUCGUCGCCAUGCAUUUAAAUCCGGUCUCCUACUUUCAACUUACUACAUAUAACCUUGACUUUUACGGCGGACUCGGACACCUAUUUUGAUUUUAGAUUUCUAACAUCCAUCUUGUAAGCAUAAGGGGCUCUGAAUUGCUGUAAGAACGCGGAACUUGUAUCUUAUACUAUACGACACUAUGGCGAACGCGGAGGAACAGUACAAGCUCUCGCAGGAGCAAAUCGACUUCUUCCUAGAAAAUGGGUGGCUGAAGUUGAGCAACUGCUUCACGAGAGAGCAAGCAGAUGGUCUACAAGAAACACUCUGGACCAGGUUGGGAAUGGAUCCUAAUGAUAUGUCGACAUGGCAUACUGAGCGAACGAAUAUGCCUUUCUUUAAUGAAUUCUCCGUAGAAGAGUUCGCGCCGAAAGCCUGGGCAGGAAUCUGCAAUCUCGUUGGCGGCAGCGAUCGCGUCGAUUCCAAUGCAUCAACGUGGAAAGACGGUUUUAUUGUGAAUCUUGGAACAAACGAGGGUCAUCACAAGGUUGUUCGGCCGCAAGAUCUUCCUGGUUGGCACGUGGACGGCGACUUCUUUGUGCAUUACCUCGAUUCGCCUGAGCAAGCGCUGUUGGUCAUUCCGUUGUGGACAGAUAUUGUCGCUGGCGGCGGUGGAACAUAUAUCUGCCCAGGAGCCAUUCCAACGGUGGCGAAGCACCUGUACAAGAAUCCUGAGGGAGUCAGCCCAAGGAUGACGCCACGAGCGCAGAAUCCAGAGUUUGUGCAAGAACAAGGGCUGAAGUGGUUCAACGAUCUUGCUGCUAGUAUGCCCGAUGAAGCUUUCGUCGAAGCUACUGGUGUAGUCGGUGACGUCUACCUUCUACAUCCGCUGAUGCUGCACUCCGCCUCCAACAACCAGCUUCGAAAGGUCCGCGUCAUUACCAACCCGCCAGUAUCGGUCAAAGAACCCUUUGUAUUUGACCGUGCGGAUGGAAAUUACAGCGCGGUGGAGCGCAAGACAUUGAAGGCGCUAGGCAAGGACAGAAUUGAAGGUUUCGAGAUCACUGGAAAGAGGCAACAGGUCAUUCCUGAGCGUGUAAGGAUCCAGGAAGAGAUGAAGAGAAAGGAAGAAGAGCGGUUGCGUAAGCUGGAGGAAAGAGCGGGAAUUGACGAAGCGAGUCAGAGGGUUGCUACUGCUGCGUGAAUUUGUAUUCGUUGAGUCAAUCUGACAUGAUUGAAAUCAGAUGCUUUGUGUUGAGUGCACAUGGAUUGGCUGGGUUUAUAGUGAAUAUGGUUCUCACGUUCAGUAAUCGCAAUGUGAGAUUUGGAUACGGAGGCGGAAGUGUUCCGCAGGUAG